UUAUUCAAUAGCCUUUUUUGAAACACGCGUGAGUCGUGUCAAGCUGGGCAUUUCAUCAUGGAAAGACCUACGCCUGAACAACUUUUGCAAAUUGUUCAAUUUUGGUUUCAACAAGACGGUGCCACUUUCUACACAUCGUAUCAAUCAAUGGAUUUAUGGAGAGAAAACUUCGGUGACCAGAUAAUUUCACGUUUCGGGCCGACUCAACAUUUGAAAGAGAUAAUCUUUAAUGUUUCUUUCGAACCAUAAAAAACAUUCCCCAGUAAAUUUGAAUUUUCUGUGUUUCUUCUUUGAAAAAAGUUGGGAACCUUUAACAGAAUCACCCAUUAUUUACUUAUAUUAUCGGGAAAGAGAAAUAGUAGGCAAUAUUUUCGAUGAAAAGAGAUUCCCAGAAUUCACAUUCCUACGCAAAUUGUUCAUUGGUAUGUUCUGUACCGUUUCUGUUUCUGUCUUUAUAUUCCUAACAUGGAAGUAGAAAUUGUUUCGCUACAAUUGCUCAUUUGCGAAAAAAAGAGAAACUGCACAAUCCAAAAGUUCAAGUUAGAAUGACAAUUUCUUAUCAUAAAUCGCUGUAACUUACUGAGGUUCUCUGAGAUGUUGCUUUGUCCACUUAAACGGGAGAUAAUACAGAUUAGAAUUCAUUUGUAAUGAGACAUUUAAAGGUGAAAUUUGUUCGGAAUAGGUAUUGCUUAAAAGUGUUUUCUGAUCAGAAUUAAUAAGAAAGUUUGUUUUUUUAGUUCAAUCGAUGAAGUAAGCGAUAAUUUGCAAUAAGUGCGAUUUGAGAGUUAUUUGAACCAAAAUAAGAAACAAAAAAAUAUUUUAAACUUGCACAAUAAAUAUUAAUAUUGAAAUAGAUUUAAUUACUUGUAUCGUGCAAAGUUUAAGAGCAUUUGUUCGACUACUAUUCAGGGUAUAAAAUUUUACUAAUAUAAGUCAGAACUAUGACGUCAACAUAUCAGUAAAACUCAUAGUGAACACACGGUGAAUUUAGUGGUCAUAAUUAAUGCAUCUGAAACCAAGAAGGUGGUCAGAAACUGCGAGUAUAUCUAUUAUUAUAGAAUAGAACUUCUACCAAACCCCGCAUAUCGAUUGUAAAAAUUGAUUAAUUUCGACUAAAUAAAUAAAUAACACUUUUUCUCUAUUCAUUAGUUAAGUUUUUAUUUUCAUAACUAACGGGAAACGGCAGUCAUCUAUUCGCUGUAUUUCCACAUUUAAUCAAAUUUAUAUAACUAUUUAAUAAUGCCGAGCAUGAAAAUGACGAAGAUAAGUUCGUUGUUGUCCUCUCUGCUGGUACUUUUGCUGAUCAACGAAUUAUGCGCUGAAGACACAGAAGGGCCAUUCAUUAUCUAUAUGGAUGUACGCAACGACAUUGAGAAUUUAAUUCAAUGGGGCAACACCUGUGAAGAGAAGCUAACUACCAUAGAGAAAACGGUAGUGGAAACCAUAGAAUCAAGUGAGAGCUCGAAUGGAAAAUAUUUGGAAAUAUUGAAGAAAGUAGAAUAUUUGGAGAAUCUGGUGUCCGCAUAUGAAAGAAAGCAGCAUGCAAUGGAAAAUGUGAUACAAAGAAUUCGUCCAGUGCCAGAACGAGAGCACACUUUUAAAACACCCAGCACUACAGCUGUGCAGCGUAAUCCUACACAAUUAGCACCACCGCCUAAUAAACCAGCAGCAGGAAACCUGGCUUCACAAGCAUGUGAAGACAUUGAAAAAGCGCUGCAAUCACAAGGGAUUAGGCAUUCUAUCACAGAAAUCCAUCCUGCCCUUGCUAUUAUUGGCAAGAAAAGCCGUUACUCUUAUACAUAUAGAUGUACGGGGGCCUUAAUUGGCAAACGGUUUGUUCUAGCGACAGGCCGUUGUUUAAGCACGGGUGGAGCAAACCUGGUACGUUUGGGAAAUCGUAGUGAUAAAACCAGUGUCAUGGAAACGAAUAUUAAAAAAGUACAUGUACAUCCUAAAUACGCUUCCAAAAAGAAUAAUAUAGGUGUGGCCGAACUGGAAAGCGAUGUCAAUUAUUCUUCGCUCGUAUAUCCCAGCUGUCUAUACACUGCUGCUACAAUUUCAUUAACUAACACUGAGAUUUCUUACACAUCAUAUCCGGAUGAGUUUUUGUCCCAAACAUUGUUGGAAGUGCGUGGUCAACUAGUACCGUAUUCAAAUUGUGCGCAAUUCGGUGAUGCUGACGUGCAGGAUAAAUAUGCGGAUUCUUUAAUAUGUGUAUUAUCACACAAUGCUAGCCACACUUAUUUCGGCUCUUCGCAUGGACCGAUAUUUUACACUCGAAAGGAUGGGGUAAAUAAAGAGCGCAUCAUUGCUGUGGAUUCGGAGAGCACACUGCAGAAUGGUGUUUAUUUGUCGCAUAAACUCAUAAAGGUGUACGACUACUUGGAUUUUAUUGAGAGCGUAAUGCGAGGUUGAUUUUAUGCAAUAUCUGUACCCAUGAAAUUACUACUGAUUGCUUGGAAUUAAACAUAUUAGAACAUAUACAUAUUUCUUAGCAAAACGUUGCAAAUAACUUAUAUGCCUAGAAAUUAUAUACCAUCAACCCUUUGCUUUCGAUACCAUUAUCUAUUAGGUCUUUCGUCGAUUUCCAAUAGAUGUUUCUAGGGUCAAACACUGGUCGAUUAAAUCGAUUAAAUAGUUUUAUAUCGAUCUUGGACAUUUGUGUCAAUAUUAACCCAACAAAAUAUUUGUAGAGAUCUGUUUGCAUCCCAAACUUAUUCUCAACUUAAAAUGUCACUUUUUGAGCCGAAUUCUCGAACAUAGAACAUGAUUUGAAGAAAACCGAUGUAGUUGUGUCAAAAUCAUCACUUCGUUGGUUAUAUGAAAAACUAGUACAAUUCUAACAAUAAAUAUAUAGAACUCUAUUAGACUUUUA
Messenger RNA from Zeugodacus cucurbitae (melon fly), 2875 nucleotides. RefSeq names its product serine protease persephone. Gene Ontology annotation, biological process: proteolysis. NCBI's taxonomy places the organism in Eukaryota, Metazoa, Arthropoda, Insecta, Diptera, Tephritidae. Gene Ontology annotation, molecular function: serine-type endopeptidase activity. The record is from RefSeq and is a predicted model, not a curated record. The transcript has 7 exons. Bases 1240 to 2415 code for a protein of 391 amino acids.